Messenger RNA from Pocillopora verrucosa, 1717 nucleotides. Lineage: Eukaryota; Metazoa; Cnidaria; Anthozoa; Scleractinia; Pocilloporidae. The record is from RefSeq and is a predicted model, not a curated record.
AUAUUGGUCAGGUGAGGAUUAAGGUAUUUAGUGCAUGAGGUUGUCGCUUCCAAGGUUUUGCUCUCAUUGUUCCGUGAACUCUUCAGGUAUUGAGUCGCCCGCGAGCGUCUAGAUAUUGGGAACAAGGUUGACAGUAAUUUAUUCAACAUGGCUGAGCCAACGGUAAUAUCAGGUGUCGCUGCAAAACUGCUCAAAAUUGUGGUUUUUGGAGCUACUGGUAGAACGGGAAAAGAAGUUGUAAAGCAAGCUCUGGAAAAGGGACACCAUGUAACUGCUGUUGUGAGAACACCCGAGAAAGUCGAUAUACAGCAUGAAAAUUUGUCAGUAGUGCAAGGUGAUGCCUGUGACGUGGAAACUUUUGCUAGUGCACUUGAAGGGAAAGAUGCUGUGUUGUCAUCUCUGGGAGUUUAUGCUAAUAUCUUCAACCCUACAACAUUCUACACCACAACUUUCAAUGAAAUAGCACAGGGAAUGAAAAGAAACAAAGUCACUAGACUAGUAACUGUCACAUCAUGGUGUACUCGGCCAGGACCAAAUAAUUCUUGGUUUGUGGAAUGGAUUCUAAAACCAAUCUUCCUUAAUGGUGUUAUCAAGAAUAUGGCAGAAAUGGAGGAACUGUUGGAGAGUUCUGAUCCUGAUCUUUUAAACUACACAAUUGUCAGGCCUUGUGGUCUAGGCUUAGGUGAAAAGACAGGAAAUUACAAGGUUGAAGAAGGGCAGUGUAACACUGGAACAACAAGCAAGAUCACUCGCGCAGAUGUUGCAGAUUUUAUGCUAAAAACUUUAGAAAGCAAUGAGUACGACAGGAAGGGAUUUGCAAUUGCUGGACUGUGAUUGAUAAUUUUUAUUGCCUUAUUGUCUUUCAUGAAAGGAAUGAGCACAGAGGAAUUUCUCCUAACAAUAUAAAUACAUUUUAAGGCAAAAAAGGUUGUAGAGAGAUAUAAAAAUACAUCAGCUUUAGGGAUAUUAUUUCAUUUAGCACCAAAUUAUUAGAGUUAAAUUAUUACAAAUGUAUGAGAGACAAUGCAAAUGAUUGAUAUUAAGAUUUUGGGAGUGGAAGAGUGAACAUAUCAUAAUGGCAGGAAUUUGCUGAUAAAUUCUUGAUAACUUAAGUUUCUGCUACAUAGCUUAACCCUUUAACUCCCAGAAGUGACUAACAUGAAACUUCUCCCUGUGAUUCCCAUAAGUUUCUAGCAAAUGGUUAAUGAGAAUACUAAAACUUAUCAGGAAGGAGCUUUUAUAUUGAUAUAACACCAAGUUCUCAUAACUAAUUUACAAGGAAUUGUGUAGCAGCAAGAGGAGAGAAUUAACAAUCAGAUCUUGAGAGUUAGAGUUAAAAAAUUUGAUAAUACCAUGGUUAUAAAAAUGCGGAAACUGUCAUGGAGUUGAUUUAUAAUGUAAACAAAGAAAGGCUCUGAGAUUGAUUGAGUGAUAUAUCCACAGUGGUAAGGUGAAGUAACAGAAGGUGAUAAGAGUGGUUUAUUGAUUGACCUGCAAUAGAGCCAAAACUAAUGGUACAUGUAACUACAAUCUUAAAAUCAGGUGUUUUAUUUCUUAGUUAGAGCUGACUUUUGUCACAAUUAAAAAAAUUAAAAGAGAAUACCUGAUCAAAGGUUAGAAUGAACAGCUGAAGAUACAUAUUGUAAACAGGUAUUGUUAAAUCUAUUUUGUGGUUUCCUCAAAAUUAAUGUGUUUAUAAAAAGUUUUUAAAAAAUGA